AAUAUAUUUUAUGUGUUUGUAUAAAUAAAGAGAGAUGAAGGUUGCCUUGUUUAAAAACUGAAUAUCCUGGUAAAUUAUUCUAGCGUCAGUGAUUGGGUACUUUGGGAAUUAAUCAAAGUUUAGAAACAAUUCCCCAAAACCCACAAGAGCGGAUUAAAGCGGAAAUCUUUCGCAUGUCUGCAUUCCAGAAUAAUAUUUUUUCAUAAUUUCCGAAAAUGUCCGGUCUUUCAUCCUCCACAUUCAUAGUUACCUCUGUACGCAAUGUUCUGUUUUCAGUAAAUAUAUGGACAUUCUCUUCCUUUUUGGUCCAUGUAUUGGAUGUAUCUAAAAAAUAUAUCGAGACGCUUUAAUCCUCUAAAUAUCUGUAGGAGCACUAUAAAAAUGGAACCACGUGCGCAAGAAAAAUAAAUGAAUAGCGAGAUUUUUUUCAUUAUAGAAUAAGGAUAAUGAAUAGGAUUCUUCUUUAAAUAGUAAGUUGUCCUGACAAAAGGAUGUAAUCAUGUUAAAACAUAUAAACAUGUAAAAAGUUCACAGGUUAAAUAAAUACUUAAGAUUUUGUGUCAUUUAAAAGUGGUGGUGUGCGCACAUCCUGCAAGUGUUGAUCAGACGUUGAAUGACUCAUGCAUUGCAAGAAUGCUCCAUAAAACUGGAGAAAAAUGUUGGAACAAGGGGCGUGGCUUACGUUCUUCAAAGGUGCUGUCAUUCAUAGGAGCUCUAGAUUCGAGCUCAGAUGUAGAGCGACAUGCACUGGGCAACGAGACGCGAUAAAGAUCGACACACGUGUGCGCAUGGACAGCUGUCACUUCGGAACGGAGUGAUUCAGUAAUAUGCUUAUGUGAAGUUUCACUCCAAGGGCGCAAGAUUUCUCUCGUUUUUCAGGUGAAUAGUUUCUGUUUGUAUGAAGUUGAAGAUCAGCUCAGCGUUUGCGCACCUGGCCAACCCACGCCAAUGAAGUCGUGCUACUACUUGCAUUCUGAAAGGCUCUGGAGAGGAAUUAGAUUCUACUGCUUAUUGUGGAUUUAAACCCCCAUAGUGCUUGAUACGUGUAAUUUGUGUCAUUUCCCGGCUGGAUUGGUGAGCUGGACAUGGAACUGACAGGGAGAUGCGUGUUCUUCGCAGCGCUCGUGAUCAGCGUUCCUCACCCUGCGCGUUCAGGAUGCGAGAAUCGGGUGUGUAAUCCACGCAUGGGAAAUCUAGCAGUCGGUCGUCCUGUGCGGACCAUCUCACAGUGUGGCUUAAAAUCACUGGAGCGGUAUUGUCACUACACUAUGGACAGAUGUGUGCCACAUUGUGAGGUGUGUGAUGCUUCAGUGACACACCUUGCACACCCACCUGCCUCCAUGACAGACUCACCCUUCAAACACCCGCAAACCUGGUGGCAGUCUGCACAGGGCAUUACCAUAGAAACUCUACAGCUAGACCUCGAGGUAGAAUUCUAUUUCACUCACCUCAUUAUUAUAUUUCGAUCGCCACGCCCUGGUGCCAUGGCAAUAGAGCGCUCGCAGGACUUUGGACACACAUGGAGUGCUCUUAGGCUGUAUGCACACAACUGUAGUGAAGUGUUCAACCUGGAGGAUGGACAUAGGUGUACUGAGAAAUAUUCCACAGCUUUGCCUUGCAGCAAUGGAGAGGUUAUUUACCGUGCUCUGUCGCCCUGGGACAAACUGGAUCCCUACAGCAUUACUGCUCAAGCCCACCUCAGCAUCACUAACAUACGGGUUCAUCUGCUUCAACCACAAUCCUGCCCCUGCCAACAUAAAUUCCCUGAUGCCAACUUUGCCACUGCCCACUAUGCCAUCUAUGACCUAAUAUCAAAAGGAGGCUGUUUGUGCCAUGGGCAUGCAGAUCACUGCGUUCCUGCCGGUGACCAACAGAUAAAACAUCUUCCCAACAAACACAUGGUACAUGGUAAAUGUGUUUGUCGACAUCACACUGCAGGAGAUCACUGUGAAAAGUGUGAAAGGCUCUACAAUGACCAACCAUGGAAACCUGCUAAUGGUUUAACUGGACAAGCUCACCAAUGCGUUAAGUGCAAGUGUAAUGGACAUGCAGAGAGCUGUCACUUGGAUGAAACCGUAUGGUUGCGCUCUGGCCAAAGGAGUGGUGGUGUAUGUGACUGUCUUCACAAUACCAGUGGACGCCAAUGUCAACAUUGCAAGAGCGGCUUUUACAGAGACCCAGAGCGACCCCCGACUGAACCGGAUUCGUGCACAUCGUGUAUGUGUAACCGAGUUGGUUCCACAUUCUGUAACCCUGAUAAUGGAGACUGUGUCUGUAAGCCAGGCGUGGCUGGGUCACACUGUGACCAUUGCAGGAUGGGAUACUGGGGCUUUGAUGAAUAUGGCUGUAAACCCUGCCAGUGUGGAAGUAACUGUGACCCUUACACAGGAGACUGCUUGAAUAGGUCUGAAUCAGAUUUCAACAGCAGAGAAAAUAAUUUGUUUCGAAAAGAAGAGCUUUUCUCUGCCCUCAGUCAUCCAGACAAAUGCGUAUGCAAACAACAACCCCUUGGAAACAGCAAAGCAUUCUGCAACAUGAAAAAAGAUUAUGCAGUAAAGGUGCGAGUGCUGGGUGCUCACGACAAGGGCUCUCAUGCUGAGGUGGAUGUUCAGAUUCUGAAGGUGUUAUGGGAUAACAUAGGCAUCAGUCAUUCCCCUGGAAAUGUCACUCUUUACCCUGAGUCCUGGACGUUACGAGGCUGCACCUGCCCUGUACUUUACCCAGGGAUGGAAUAUCUUGUUAUUGGACAUGAGGAUGUGAAAAAACGUCGUCUAAUGGUCAAUAUGAAGAGUCUGGUGAAGCCAUGGAGACCCUGUCUGAGUCGAAAAGUCCAUCAGCUCUUCAAAACCAAAUGUAGCUAAGAGAGGGAGUCAAACAAAUGAGUCAAACAAAUGUCAAAUUUAUUUGAAUAAUUCCCACCUUUGUUUCAUGCUUAUUAAUGUUUUAAAACCAGCUGUGUGUGAAUAUACAUGUUUGUUUUAGCUGGUAGGUGAAUACAAGCACUGUACAGUAUGUAUAAUGUAUAUUUAUGUAUGUAUGUGUAUGUAUAUAAUAUAGAUAUAUAAGUUUUGUGUGGUUGUUUUCGAAACUAUUUUUAACCCUGGAUAUAGCAUGCUUUGUACAAUAAAGAACAAAAAAGUAUAA
Triplophysa dalaica is the source of this 3144-nucleotide messenger RNA. RefSeq names its product netrin 4 (gene ntn4). Gene Ontology annotation, cellular component: laminin trimer. Gene Ontology annotation, molecular function: protein binding. Gene Ontology annotation, biological process: basement membrane assembly; substrate adhesion-dependent cell spreading; cell migration. The record is from RefSeq and is a predicted model, not a curated record. The coding region runs from base 1086 to 2861 and encodes 591 amino acids. The transcript is spliced from 10 exons. NCBI's taxonomy places the organism in Eukaryota, Metazoa, Chordata, Actinopteri, Cypriniformes, Nemacheilidae.